Messenger RNA from Camelina sativa (false flax), 1628 nucleotides. The record is from RefSeq and is a predicted model, not a curated record. NCBI's taxonomy places the organism in Eukaryota, Viridiplantae, Streptophyta, Magnoliopsida, Brassicales, Brassicaceae.
UAUAGUAUCUAUCCACCAAAGAAAUGGAUUCAUCACUAAAAUUUAUCCACGUCGACCGAGUCACUCCUUCAAACUCUGACUCGUCCGAGUCACACACUCUCCCACUUACUUUCUUCGACCUUCGUUGGUUCAAGAUCCAUGCAGUCGAACGAGUCAUCUUCUUUCGUCUAACCGAGGCAACUCGCUCUUUUUUCGACUCAGUCAUCGUCCCCAACCUCAAAACCUCUCUCUCUUCAUCCCUCUCUCACUAUCUCCCCCUUGCCGGCCAACUCGUCUGGAAACAACUUGAUCCCAAACCGAGCAUCCUCUACUCUCCAAACGACGCCGUUUCAUUAACCGUCGCUGAGUCAAACGCCGAUUUCUCCCGUUUAACCGGUAAGGAACCAUUUUUCUCCACCGAGUUACACCCGUUAGUCCCUAGGUUACAAAGCUUCGACGACUCAGCCUCGGUCAUGUCGUUUCAAGUUACGCUGUUUCCAAACCAAGGGUUUUGCAUCGGCGUAACAGCACAUCAUGCCGUUUCCGAUGGGAAAACGACAAUCAGUUUUCUCAAAUCUUGGGCGCACAUAUGUAAACAUCAAGAUUCUUCUCUACCUCAGGAUCUGAUUCCAUUUUACGAUCGCACGGUCAUAAAAGGUCCAUCAAAUGGCGAUAUAAAAGUUUUGAACUCAUGGCAGACUUUAGUGAAAACGUUCAUGGGCGGUAAAGAACCAGAAAACCCCAAGAGUUUAAAGCUUCGUCCGUCUCCCGUGAUUAGUCCUGACGCAGUUCGGUACACUCUUGAGCUCACUCCCGAAGAUAUCCAAACCCUUCGGGAGAGGCUCAAGAGAGAGUCGUCCUCCUCCUCUUCCUCGUCAAAGGAGCUUCGUUUGUCCACGUUUGUGAUAACAUAUUCAUAUGCCUUAACUUGCUUGAUUAGAGCUCGAGGUGGAGAUCCAAAUAGACCUGUUGGGUGUGUGUUUGCUGUGGAUUGUCGAAAUAAAGUCACUCCACCGAUCCCAUCGAGUUAUUUCGGUAAUUGCGCCAUCCUUGCUAGUAAAAUUCCAUUAACCGCAGAUACGUUUAUGGGGGAAGAAGGGUUUUUGGCUUCUACAAAGUUGGUGAGCGAGUUGGUUGAGGAAUUGGACGAGAGUGUGGUGUGGAAGAUCCCAGAUUUUGUUGAGUUAUAUAGUAGUAUUCCCAAAGGAGCACAGGUUCUGUCUGUUGCGGAUUCGACCCGGUUUGGAGUAUAUGGGUUGGAUUUCGGGUGGGGCAUACCAGAGAAAGUGGUGGUUGUGUCGAUUGAUCAAGGCGAAGCGAUUUCCUUGGUGGAGAGUAGAGAUGGAAAUGGCGGUGUGGAGGUUGGCUUCUCUCUCAAGAAACAUGAAAUGGAUGCUCUCAUUGAUUUGCUCCAUAACGGUCUAAAAGUUUGACCACUCUUUUCCUCAAAAUAAAAUUGUAAGAGCAUCUCCAGUAGUAUAAUUUAUUAUAAUUUUCACAUUUUUUAAACUUAAGAACUUCAUUAAGAGAUUUUUCAAUGACUUCUCCAAUGGUAAAAUCUUAUUAGAGCAUCAUCAUUAAACAGCCCUUAAUGGGUUUGUUAACUUUAAAUUAACAUUAAAUUUAAUACUAGUUUAAUUUAAACCUCA